Molecule: messenger RNA, 768 nt
Organism: Mesorhabditis spiculigera
Lineage: Eukaryota; Metazoa; Nematoda; Chromadorea; Rhabditida; Rhabditidae
Source: the annotation of a GenBank genome assembly
AUGAAGGUCGCCGUGAUUACAGGAGCCUCCUCCGGCAUUGGUCGUGCUACUGCUGUCGCACUAGCAAAAAAGGGCUACGCCAUCGCCAUCACUGGCCGCUCCCAGGAUGAACUGGAGAAGACCCAGAAAGCCAGCACCGACGCUGGAUGUCCGGCGGAUAAGGUCAUCAUCAUCCAGGGCGAUCUCACCGAGAAGGCCACCGCCGAGAAGAUCAUAGAAGAGACCGUCACCAGGCUGGGCGGCAUCGAUGUGUUGGUGAACAACGCAGGUUUCGCCAUUUCCGGAAUGCUGUCGACGAUGCCGGUCGAGGAGUUUGAUCGUCAGAUGAAUUUGAAUGUUAGGAGCCUCCACCAAAUCACGCAGCUCGCCCUCCCCCACCUCCUCAAGUCUCACGGAAACAUCGUCAACAUCAGCAGCAUUGCAUCGGAAACGGCUCACCCGGCCGCCGGGUUUUACUGCAUCUCCAAGGCCGCCCUCGACAUGUACACCAAGUGCAUGGCUCUGGAGUUGGCACCAAAAGGAGUUCGCGUUAAUAGCAUCAACCCUGGCCUCAUUGACACGCCCUUCCAAAUCACCGCUGGUAUGUGCACAACGGAGAAUCGCCAAGAGCGCUUGGCCCCCUACAUUGCGACAUAUCCGGUUGGAAGGUCAGGACAGCCGGAAGAGAUCGCCCACGCUGUCGUCUUCUUGGCGUCCCCAGAAUCGAGCUUCACCACCGGUGCCAUCCUCCACGUCGACGGCGCCCGAAGACUGGGCACCAAGAUUGAA